UGGCGAGGCGCGAUGGGCGGGUCCAUGCAGGGAAGUGCAUUGCAGGGUUACACAGUACGGUGGUGGCUAUUCUUUCUGCUACUUCCGGUACAUACCGCUGGCCGCCGGCGCUGCAGCUGCGGUGUAACGGGGAGUGAUGUCUGCGCACUAACGGGCCGCUAUGUAUUUCCUCAGCGGCUGGCCCAAGCGGCUGCUGUGUCCUCUAAAGAGCCUGGAGAGUCCUUUCCACAUCCAACCGGACCCGCAGCGCCUGUUAAUGGCAGUGCUGUCUCCCACCCAGCUCAGUGUAUGGCACAGCAAACCCGGUGUGUUAAUAGCCAGUUACAAGGAGUCGGCGAAAGCCACGGCCCAAUUUGGAGCUUACAAGGAGUCAGAAUGGAGACCGGACAGCAGUGUCAUCGUUAUUGCAACUGCCAAUGGGUAUAUGUUGUUUUUUGAUAUUGUUCCGGCAGGAGAGGACAAGUAUUUGUAUGAACCCGUGUAUCCAAAAGGAAGUACUCAUGGAAAGACAAUACCUCAUUACAAGGAGGAACAAUGUGCUCCAGCAUUAAACUUGGAAAGCAAAAAAGUUCUGGAUUUACAGGCUCCAAUAACAAGCAUCCAGUCCAUGAUGGAAGACCUGCUGGUGGCCACAGAAGAUUGCCUAAUUCACCUCAUUCACUGGGAAAGCAUGACGAAUGGCAGAAAAGCAAUCAACCUGGCUUCAAUACCGUUUUCAGUUGACUUUCAGCCAUCCAGAGCAGGUUCAUGCUUGGAUUUUGGAGAUGUGCAUGUCCGGGACAUGGAGUACUGUGUCACUCUUGAUGGUUUUGCUGUAGUGUUCAAUGAUGGCCGCGUUGGUUUCAUCACUCCUGUAUCAAGUCACCUCACAGCCGAUCAGAUCCAUGGGGUUUGGGCUCAAGAUGUUGCUGAUGGAACUUGCGUGGCUGUAAACAAUAAAUACAGAUUGAUGGCGUUUGGAUGUGCCAAUGGAUCUGUGCUUGUAUAUACAAUAGAUAACACGACUGGUGCUAUGCAGCUUUCUCAUAAAUUGGAACUUACACCAAAACAGUAUCCAGAUAUCUGGAACAAGACUGGAUCAGUGAAGCUGCUAAGGUGGUCACCUGAUUACAGUGUUGUCAUGGUGACCUGGGAAUGUGGUGGACUUUCCCUGUGGAGUGUAUUUGGGGCACAUCUGAUUUGUACUCUUGGAGGAGACUUUGCUUACAGAGCAGAUGGGACCAAAAAAGAGACUCUGAAAAUUAACUCAAUGUGCUGGGGACCGGAAGGCUACCAUUUGUGGGCAAUUGCUGCAGACUCCAGUGGACCUGCGACAAGUGACAAAGCUGUUCCCAAGCAAUCUGGAAUACUCCAAUUUCAGUUCAUUAAGAGUGCUCUUACUGUGAACCCCUGCAUGAGCAACCAAGAACAAGUAUUGCUUCAAGGAGAAGAUCGCUUGUACUUGAACUGUGGGGAUGCAACUCAGACACAACAUGUUAGAAGUCCAUCAUUACACUCGGAGUCCUUGCGUGACCGAAGUCCAUUCCCUGUAGGAAGUGUAGAUUCUCAGGGCUUAAGCACUUUACUCGGACACAGACACUGGCACAUUGUGCAGGUACACAGCACCUACCUUGAGAGCAAUUGGCCAAUCAGGUAUUCUGCCAUAGACAAGACAGGGCAAAAUGUCGCUGUUGUUGGAAAAUGUGGAUUUGCACAUUACUCGUUGCUCACAAAGAAGUGGAAGCUGUUUGGGAAUAUUACUCAAGAGCAGAACAUGGCUGUGACAGGAGGUCUGGUUUGGUGGAAUGAUUUCAUUGUUCUGGCAUGUUAUAAUUUAAAUGAUCGCCAGGAAGAGCUACGGGUUUACCAACGUACGUCCAAUCUGGAUAAUGCCUUUGCACAUGUGACUAAAGUGCAGCUAGAUACACUGCUUCUCAGUGUGUUCAGAGAUACGCUGAUCUUGUUCCGGGCAGAUUGUUCUAUCUGCCUUUAUAGUAUUGAAAGAAGAUCUGAAGGUCCUCAUCCUUUGGUAUACUUACAAGUCCUUCAGGAGGUGUCCAUGUCUCGUUACAUUCCCCACCCAUCACUGGCAGUGUCCGUUACUCUAACAUCCGUGAGGACAGAGACUGGAAUCUCAUUAAAAAUGCCCCAGCAGGCAUGUGAUGCAGAAAGCAUUAUGUUGAAUUUGGCAGGCCAGCUAAUAAUGUUGCAAAGAGAUCGUUCAGGUCCUCAAAUUCGUGAAAAAGAUGCCAAUUCCCAGCAGCGCAAACUACUGCCUUUUUGUGCUCCGGUGGUCUUAGCACAGUCUGUGGAAAAUGUAUGGAGCACCUGUCGGGCCAACAAGCAGAAACGACAUCUCCUUGAGGCUCUCUGGCUCAGCUGUGGCGGAGCAGGCAUGAAAGUUUGGCUUCCUUUGUUUCCCAGGGAUCAUCGUAAACCACAUUCCUUUCUAUCCAGACGUAUAAUGCUACCUUUUCACAUUAACAUCUACCCGCUUGCAGUCCUAUUUGAAGAUGCCCUGGUUCUCGGGGCUAUCAAUGAGAGUGUUGCUUAUGACUGUUUAAACCACCUUGGCUCUCCUGCUGAACACUUAGGGGUUCAGUUUCCUUACUGUAUUGUAGAGAGGACAUCUCAGAUCUACCUCCACCAUAUCCUGCGACAGCUUUUAGUCAGGAACCUAGGAGAGCAGGCCUUGCUCUUAGCCCACUCGUGUGCCUCUUUACCUUACUUCCCACAUGUACUUGAACUCAUGCUCCAUGAAGUAUUGGAAGAAGAAGCUACCUCACGGGAACCUAUUCCCGACCCACUGCUUCCCACUGUGGCCAAGUUCAUCACAGAGUUCCCCCUUUUCCUUCAGACUGUGGUGCACUGUGCUAGGAAGACUGAGUAUGCCCUUUGGAAUUAUCUUUUUGCUGCUGUUGGCAACCCCAAGGACUUGUUUGAAGAGUGCCUAAUGGCUCAGGAUCUUGACACAGCUGCCUCUUAUCUCAUUAUUCUUCAGAACAUGGAAGCGGCAGCAGUAAGCAGGCAGCAUGCAACCCUCCUCUUUAACACCGCGUUGGAGCAAGGAAAGUGGGAUCUGUGCAGGCACAUGAUACGGUUUCUAAAGGCUAUUGGCUCUGGGGAAUGUGAGACGCCUCCUCCCACUCCCACCUCACAGGAGCCCAGCUCUGCUGGUGGGUUUGAAUUCUUCAGGAACCGCAGCAUAAGCUUGUCCCAGUGUGCGGAGAAUCUUCCUGUUGGAAAGUUUAACCUCCAGAAAACCCUGAGCAUGCCUACUGGCCCUGCCGGCAAGAGGUGGAGUAAAGACAGCGACUGUGCAGAGAACAUGUACAUAGACAUGAUGCUGUGGAGGCACGCACGGAGGCUGCUGGAAGAAAUCAGACUAAAAGACCUUGGCUGUUUUUCUGCGCAGCUGGGCUUUGAGCUGAUAGGCUGGCUAUGUAAAGAACGCACGCGUGCUGCGCGGCUGGAAGAUUUUGUCACUGCCUUGAAGAAGCUUCACAAGGAUUUCCUUUGGCCUUUCCCUGUUAUACCAGCUUCGUCCAUCAGCUCUCCUUUUAAAAAUGGCAAAUUCCGGGCAGUAACUGGGGAGCAGUACCUUAAGUCACAGUCUGCUGAUAACUUCCUAAGCAUGGACAUGGACAGUGGUGUUCCCAGUGCUCCUCGAAGUCACUCAUGGAUGGGAAGCCUUGGGACGUCUCACAGAGAGAUGGAUACAGCCUCAUCUCACAGCCCUCACACCCAGGAUGCAUUCCUGUCACCGUUAUUGAAUAAAGGAGAUGAAUGUAGCAUUGGCUCAGCAACUGAUCUCACUGAAACCAGUUCCAUGGUGGAUGGGGACUGGACAAUGGUUGAUGAGAACUUCUCCACCCUGAGUCUUACGCAGUCAGAACUGGAACACAUUUCUAUGGAGCUGGCCAACAAAGGACCUCACAAAUCUCAAGUCCAGUUACGAUACUUGCUGCAUGUCUUCAUGGAAGCUGGCUGCCUGGAGUGGUGUGUAAUCAUUGGGCUUAUACUGCGGGAAUCUUCCAUUAUUAAUCAAGUGUUAAACUUUCUGCAAUGUCCUGAGGUAGCAGAUGAGAUGUUACAGGGUAUACAGAGCGGUUUGCAGGCUGUGGAUGCCUGGGCCACCAGUGACUGCCCCGGAUACAAGCCAUUCCUAAACAUCAUAAAACCUCAACUGCAGAAGCUGAGUGAAGUGACAGUGGAGCAAGUACAACCUGAAACCUUUCAGCCCUCCAUCAUCUCAAAGGUCGCAGAACAAUCCAGCCCGAGGGCAGAGGAGAUCCGUAGCUUGACCAGCCUCAGUUCCAUUCCUCAAAGUGAGACCAGUAGCAGCAGUAUGAGCAGGCAUGAGGAGUCCACCUCUAAACAAGAGCAAGAAGAGGUCUUUCAGGAUGGGAGUUAUGAUUGCGUUAUUUCCUAAUGCAGAGCAAGCUUUUCAGACUGAGAUCACAGCAGUAUUAGUGAUUAUAAUCACCAGUGGCUGGUCACAUGACUGCCAGUUUUAAUGAGUAUGAAAAGGACUUUUCUUUUUUGUCUUUCAGUGGUUUCUAAGAAACCAUCCCUUAAGAAAGCCUUAUAUUUGUAUUUUGUUUGUUUACAUUCUUUUUUUUCCCCCAAAUAUAAUUUUAAUCUUCCUUAUUAAUGAGAACUGCAUGUGCUUCAGGAUUUAAUAGCACCUAGAUCAUGGAAACAAAGCUUUGCUGAGCUGUCUGGCAAGAGGAGAAAUAUUCUUCAGAAGUGUGUGCAGCGCAGGGAAAAAAAGAUCUCUACUACAAAAUGCGGAUUACAAAGUAAUGCCUGGUGAGACCAUUGCAUAAUAAUCCUCCUCUGGGCUUGCACAUUGUGUGGUUCCGCAUUUUAGCAGAAUAACAUUUCACACUUGCAGAUGCUCCAGAGACGCGUGUUACUGUGUGUGGUAACAGAAAUGCAGCCUAUGCCACCCAUCUAUUUCAGGUUCUCUUAACCCAAGAAUUUCUAGAGUCUUGAUAACGGUGCUUGCUGCUGCAUCAGCAUUUGUAUGCCAGCAGUUUCUGAUCAUGGCUGCUUUGUGCACAGUGGAGGCGCGUGUGCAGGGUGUGGGGACAAGUAACUUGGCAUGUGCUGGCAGUCUCACAUAGACACAGGCUUACGAUGGAUUGGAGAACAGGCUUCAGAAUUACUGAGCAAUUUGGGUGCUGUGAUUUCUCUUUCAUACAUCUGUAAAGGUUUGGUAUUACUAUGUAAAUAUAAUGUAUUUUUGUGAAUACUUCUCUCAAUAUAAAGAUUGUCUAUUAUUUUGGAUAUGUAUAAUAAUAUUGCAGGACCGUCUAAGCCAUUUUUUGCACUUUGCAGUGGACACAACCCUCUUAAUUAUUGGUUCAUCAACUGCACUGUGCUUCUACAGAAUCCUCCUUUUAACGGCCGCGACUGACCCCAGAGAGCAGUCCCUCUUUUGUCUAGUUUUUGUUUUUUUAAAGAAGGUACAAUAAGGUUCCUAUUUAUUACCUUAGUACAAUGAUUCACUUGAACAUAGGUUUUGUAAAUAAAAGCUGUAUUCAUGUUCCAUAUUGCUAUUUGCAGCAUUAAUGUCAACUGUAAGCAGCAUGUAUUUUUGACCAUUUUCUAAUGUGUAUGACCUUAUUUUAUCUUCCAUCAAACAUGGCUGUUGGAGGAAAAAAAGAGAAAUAGUAUAUAUGUUUUGUUACAGAUCAGCUUUUCCCAUAUUUUAUGUACCCAAAACGAAAUAUGUAAAUUACGGCCGAAAUUCUUGAAUAACAGUAUUAAGAUAUAAAAACCGAGCUGUUUUUACUGUGCAAUUUGAACGGGGGGGGGGGAACGUAUUAUUUUAUACAAGACAUACAUGUUUAUUUUUAUAAUAGAUAUAUUUGAUUAUUAUAUGGACCAAAUGUUUCUAGCAACAGAUUUGAAUGUUGUGGAAGACUAGAUGAAGGGUGAUUAUAACAACACAGGUAUCACAAACGUGGCAGGAUGAGCUUGUGAUGUCAGAGGCACAAGCACAUCUGGCUUUAGUGAAACGCAUUGAGAACUCUCUCUUCUCAAGUUGGAGUUUUCUGAAAAUGAAACUGACAUCCAAAGAAACUAGAUCUAAUUUGGAAACCUAAUACAUUGUUCUCCAAAACAAUCAUCGGGCAGAAAUUGUUGAGUUUGGAAAACUUGCAAUGAAAUAUAUCAUUCAGAUAAUUGAAGGUGAGCUAUUGAUGGGAAAUAUAAUUCUUUAAUAGUGUGAAACGUAUAUCUGCACUGAGGACAACAUAGACCAUAUUCAUUGCAUGCUUCAUUUUUAUUUUUUCAUUUGCAUACAAACUGAGGAACAUAAUGGCAAAGUAUUGAUUGUUGCUUCUUGGACAAAGCAGUAAUAUGUGCAUUUUAAAUUUUUAUUUUAUUUAAACUAAAACAUUUUUGAGAGACCUGAUUUAAGCCAUCCACUUGGGCCAAAAUUCAAGUGACCGAAUUAGUGUCCACUAUGGCUAAGCAUAGAUUUUUACUAAUUUGGAUGUGAUGGGCCUGUUAGUGCAAUUAGAAAAAGGCUGCACACAGGUAAUAAUCUGAUUAUUGUGUUAUAAUAUGGCGUGGUAGAGGUUUUGUGGCUAUUUUUAAUGCAACAUCAGGUUAGUUACUGAUAUUGCAAAAUAUAUGUCCAGCAUAAGUGUUUUGGAAAAAUGAAUUAACAAGAAUACAUUUGUAAAAAUAAGUUUCCAAAUUACCUAUAGUUGUCUUUGGCUGCUGGUUUUAAGUCAGUCUUAGGCCAGCAGUGAUCACAGAACUCCGUAGAUCUAAUGUAAUUUGUUAGUGAUAUUUUCGUGAAACAGAAGAGAGUAUUACAUGACUUUUAAAACUAAACCUGUGUUUGAUUUUUGUCCCCUCCAUCAAAGCACUCACUCUUGAUUUUUAGGUUCUCUUCUCCCCCCCCAAAAAAAAGCCUUUCUGCAUUCUCUUACAGUCUCUGUCUACUACAGACAAAAUUCCUCCUGGAUUUUGUUACAUUGCUCAAUGCACAUUUCUUUUAGACACUAAUGCAAACAAGUGCAAUAAAUUAUUAAGUAAUAAAGCUAUGGUUACUUGCCUUUCAAUACAA
This is a messenger RNA of Pseudophryne corroboree (corroboree frog), 7066 nucleotides long. RefSeq names its product RIC1 homolog, RAB6A GEF complex partner 1 (gene RIC1). NCBI's taxonomy places the organism in Eukaryota, Metazoa, Chordata, Amphibia, Anura, Myobatrachidae. Gene Ontology annotation, cellular component: cytosol; Golgi membrane; Ric1-Rgp1 guanyl-nucleotide exchange factor complex. Gene Ontology annotation, molecular function: protein binding. The record is from RefSeq and is a predicted model, not a curated record. Gene Ontology annotation, biological process: intracellular protein transport; retrograde transport, endosome to Golgi. The transcript is spliced from 26 exons. Bases 161 to 4411 code for a protein of 1416 amino acids.